Apodemus sylvaticus (European woodmouse) is the source of this 1161-nucleotide messenger RNA. RefSeq names its product 5-hydroxytryptamine receptor 4 (gene Htr4). The transcript has 6 exons. Bases 1 to 1161 code for a protein of 386 amino acids. Gene Ontology annotation, molecular function: G protein-coupled serotonin receptor activity. The record is from RefSeq and is a predicted model, not a curated record. NCBI's taxonomy places the organism in Eukaryota, Metazoa, Chordata, Mammalia, Rodentia, Muridae. Gene Ontology annotation, biological process: chemical synaptic transmission; regulation of appetite; adenylate cyclase-activating adrenergic receptor signaling pathway. Gene Ontology annotation, cellular component: plasma membrane.
AUGGCGCCUCUGUGUUCCAACGAGGGUUUCGGGUCCGUGGAGAAGGUCGUUCUGCUCACAUUCCUGGCAGUGGUUAUCCUGAUGGCCAUCCUGGGUAACCUGCUGGUGAUGGUGGCUGUGUGCAGGGACAGGCAGCUCAGGAAAAUAAAAACCAACUAUUUCAUUGUGUCUCUUGCCUUUGCUGACCUGCUUGUUUCGGUGCUGGUGAUGCCCUUUGGUGCCAUUGAGCUGGUCCAAGACUUCUGGGCUUAUGGUGAGAGGUUUUGUCUGGUCCGGACCUCUCUGGAUGUCCUACUCACCACAGCAUCGAUCUUUCACCUCUGCUGCAUUUCCCUGGACAGGUACUAUGCCAUCUGCUGCCAACCUUUGGUUUAUAGAAACAAGAUGACCCCUCUACGCAUCGCAUUAAUGUUGGGAGGCUGCUGGGUCAUCCCCAUGUUUAUAUCUUUUCUCCCCAUAAUGCAAGGCUGGAACAGCAUCGGCAUAGAUGAUGCGAUAAAGAAACGGAAAUUCAGCCACAUCUCUAACUCCACUCUAACAUGGUGUGUCUUCAUGGUCAACAAGCCCUACGCCAUCACCUGCUCUGUGGUGGCCUUCUACAUCCCAUUUCUCCUCAUGGUGCUGGCCUAUUACCGUAUCUACAUCACUGCUAAGGAGCAUGCCCAGCAGAUCCAGAUGUUACAACGGGCAGGAGCCACCUCUGAAAGCAGGCUGCAGCCAGCUGACCAGCACAGCACACAUCGCAUGCGGACAGAGACCAAGGCAGCCAAGACUUUAUGUGUUAUCAUGGGCUGCUUCUGUUUCUGCUGGGCUCCCUUCUUUGUCACCAAUAUUGUGGACCCUUUCGUAGACUACACUGUCCCCGAGCAGGUGUGGACUGCUUUCCUCUGGCUUGGCUAUAUCAAUUCGGGGUUGAACCCUUUUCUCUAUGCCUUCUUGAAUAAGUCUUUCAGACGUGCCUUCCUCAUCAUCCUCUGCUGUGAUGAUGAACGCUACAAAAGACCCCCCAUUCUGGGCCAGACUGUCCCCUGUUCAACCACAACCAUUAAUGGAUCCACCCAUGUGCUAAGGGAUGCAGUGGAAUGUGGUGGCCAGUGGGAGAGUCGGUGUCACCUUACAGCAACUUCUCCUGUGGUGGCUGCUCAGCCCAGUGAUACUUAG